AAAGGAAAAGAAAAAAAAAGUAAAAAUUCGGAAAAGAAGCAGAAAAAAAAAAAAAAAUCUCUUGUUGAUCGGGUCCCCGAAAAGCUUGGAGGUAGAAUUGAGAUUUGCGCGUCGCUUCCUGCCUUUUUAAAUCAGCUCCUUCCCCCUCCGAUCUCUUGCCAUUCUUUUCCUCCCUGCCACAUCUUAAAGUGAACAUCAUCCAGCUUCCUCCCCUCGAUCACUCGGCUGACGCCUCAUUCCACCUGAUCGCCUCUCCCCUGCCUUCUAUUUGGUUCACAUCCAGCCUCACAGAUUCCUCAUCAUGAAGACCACUGCUCUCUCUCUCGCUCUCCUGGCUGCCACCACCAGCAUGGUGAGCGCCGAUGUCUCCGUUGGUGAAUGCGCUCAAAUGUGCAUCAGCAACAUGAACGCCAAGGCUUCCGAGCUCGGUUGCUCCAGCGGUGACUUGGAUUGCCUGUGCAAGAGCGGCAACUACUCCUAUGGUGUGCGCGACUGCACUACUGAGGCUUGCCCUGACGAGAAUGCUGGUGCCGUCGUGGCUGCCGCUCUUGCUGCCUGCCCUAACGGCUCUUCUGACAGCAGCGCUACUGGCACCAACGGUGGUGGUGCCUCCAAGACUGGUGAUUCCGCCUCUGCCACCGGCACUGAUGCCUCCAAGACCGGCGACUCCACUGCCACUGCCACUGGCUCUGACGCUUCCAAGACUGGUGACUCGACUGCCACUGGUACCGACGCCUCCAAGACUGGCGACUCCACUGCCACUGCUACUGGUACCGAUGCUUCCAAGACUGGCGACUCCACUGCUACUGGCACCGACGCCUCGAAGACCGGUGACUCCACCGCCACUGCUACUGGCACCGACGCUUCCAAGACCGGCGACUCCACUGCCACUGCUACUGGCACUGAUGCUUCUAAGACCGGUGACUCGACUGCCACUGGUACCGACGCCUCCAAGACUGGCGAGUCUACCACCGGCUCUACUACCCUGAGCACUUCUGCCAGCAGCACCACCGACGGCUCCAGCUCCUCUGAGACCGGCUCUAACGGCUCCAGCUCCACUGAAGGCUCUAACGGCGGUUCCAACGGUGGCAGCAGCGCAACUGAAACUGCUCCCUCCAGCACCUCUACCGACUCUGCCGCUUCCAAGACUGUCUUGGGUAGCGGUGCCCUGGGUGCUCUUGCCCUCGCCGCUUUCUUCGUUCUCUAAACGCUUUAUUAAUGACCAACUGCACCCUUGAAUGAGCGAUGGCGUUCACGAUUCCCCGCCUUUCGCCUGAUUUAUUUUGCAUCCUGUACUGUACAUGUUUUUGUAACGGAUUCUUCGUUUACGACGGUAGAUAAUUAGUGACUACCCAGCUAUAGCUGUGUCAUGACGUACUAAUUUGAAUUGAUCCAAUAAUUACAUUUAAA
Molecule: messenger RNA, 1410 nt
Organism: Aspergillus caelatus
Lineage: Eukaryota; Fungi; Ascomycota; Eurotiomycetes; Eurotiales; Aspergillaceae
Exons: 2
Coding region: 302-1207 (301 amino acids)
Source: RefSeq, a predicted model, not a curated record